AUGGGUGGGUGGGGUGUUACUGAGAAGACAGGUCGUUCGGAUUCUACAAAAUGCUUCCAAAAGAGGCGUGAUCGAUGCAACUCGGAUGUGACAUUUAGCAAGGAGAUGUAUAUUACCCACAGUUCUUUGCGGGCGACAGUUCUUUGAAGUUUAUGGACUACACGAAGACUAUUGAAAUCUUCAUGCUAGAGAUUUUACAGCUAAAGAUAGUACCAUGCAUUGUUAAUUUAUGGACAAACGUAUGUUAAGGAUGCUAAAAUUAUAACUUGUCUCAACAGACUAACAGCUGCCACCUAGCGGUAUUUUCUGCACACUUCAAAACUCGUGAUGUGUUUUGAAUGAACACAAUUUACUCAAGCACAAUCGAAAUGACGAGGAGUUUAGUUCUCCAAUGCAUUUGUCUUUGCUAUAUAAGAGUGCAACGCCCUUUUUAUUCGGCCCACAUCAGGCGCAAAACCAGCACUACAAUUUGAAACGCGGAUAUCGUUUGUCCCAUUGGAGUCGCCGUAGUUUGCAGUGCUACUCGUGUCGCUGCUCUUCCGUGCACAGUUCGCGACAACAAACUGAGCAAAACUAAGCCAACCGAAACGUCGACGCGGUUGGCCCAUCGCCACCUCGAUGGACCAAAACGCCGUUCGUUAAAUCUUCCAGUCCUGAUAAGUCUCGUCUCACAUUUAAGGUUCACGGCCGAGCGUAGCUUAGCUUAGCUUAGCUUUUUGAGCUGCUCACAAAGGGACGGGAAGCGGAGAGCAAAUGUGUGCCAAACGCGUGAAAGAAGAAAAGUGCGAGGAGAACGAGCGACGACGUCAACCGCUGGACGCUCUUUGUCAGCAGCCUCGCUUUGUUUUCAACCGGCCAGACGUCUAUGACGGAGAGCUUUGUCCUGAGCCUCCUGGCGUUAAAGAGGAAGACGAUCCAGAGGGCUCGUACAUAAAAGAGGAAGAGCAGGAGGUCGCCAUCACCAGGUUUCACUUGACUCGCGUUACUGUCAAGCGUGAAGACGGCGAUGGAGGAUCACAAGCAGACGGCCUCUUACCUCCUCUAUCAGAUAGCGACGACGUGACGUCACACUCUGACGACGACGAUGAUGAUGAUGAUGAUGAAGAACAGUCUCAUGAUGAUAUGACCCUGCACACUGACAGGAAGCGAGUGAAAUGCGCUCAUUGUGACAAAGUUUUUUACAAGUCCUCCUUGAAAAGACACAUGAGAACACACACUGGAGAGAAACCGUUUGCCUGUCCGGCGUGUGGUAAAAAAUUCUCGAGAAAGGGAGAUUUGGCAACACACCAAAGAACACACACCGGGGAGAAGCCUUUUGCGUGCUCCUUUUGUGGGAAAAGAUUUACUCAAGGAAACUCUCUGAUAGCACACGAGAGAACGCACACUGGUGGGAAACCUUUUGCGUGUUUGGCUUGUGGUAAAACAUUCAGUCAGAAGGGAAAUUUGAUUGCGCACACAAGAACACACACUGGAGAAAAACCUUUUGGCUGUUCAGUCUGCGGCCAGAGAUUCUCGAUAAAAGCAAAUUUAACAACGCACAUAAGGACGCACACUGGAGAAAAACCUUAUGCCUGCUCAGUGUGUGACCAAAGAUUCUCUAUCAAGAGAAAUUUGACAAGACACUCAAGAACACACACUGGAGAGAAAUGACUCAGUUGUAGCAAAUGAUGAAAUAUUGUAUGAAAAGGGUUUGCGUCACAGACGAGUGUGCUGGUGAGGAGCAGUGAGUUGCAGAAUAAACUGAAGAAACUGA
Messenger RNA from Syngnathoides biaculeatus (alligator pipefish), 1753 nucleotides. RefSeq names its product oocyte zinc finger protein XlCOF20-like. NCBI's taxonomy places the organism in Eukaryota, Metazoa, Chordata, Actinopteri, Syngnathiformes, Syngnathidae. The record is from RefSeq and is a predicted model, not a curated record. Bases 754 to 1650 code for a protein of 298 amino acids. Gene Ontology annotation, cellular component: nucleus. Gene Ontology annotation, biological process: regulation of transcription by RNA polymerase II. The transcript is spliced from 2 exons. Gene Ontology annotation, molecular function: DNA-binding transcription factor activity, RNA polymerase II-specific; RNA polymerase II cis-regulatory region sequence-specific DNA binding.